Molecule: messenger RNA, 2307 nt
Organism: Fusarium vanettenii 77-13-4
Lineage: Eukaryota; Fungi; Ascomycota; Sordariomycetes; Hypocreales; Nectriaceae
Exons: 2
Coding region: 1-2307 (768 amino acids)
Source: RefSeq, a predicted model, not a curated record
AUGCCUCGAGGCCAAACCCUCAGCGGCAUCCAAUCAGCCACCACGAUCAGCCAUGUCCAAGAAGGCCUCUUUGCCCUGCAUGCUCAAGAAGACGAGAUCCUCUUCAAAUUGAACGCGAUCUCGGAUUGCCACAAAGAUGUGGAUCGCGAACUCAAUGUUCUCGAUGCUCUGCGCACCACCCUCAACGCCCAACUGAUCGACUCUCACAAGUUACAGCACGCUAUGCUGGCUGGUACGGCACACAAAGCCGAUCGCGUGUCGAAACGUGUUCAAGAGCUUGAGACCGAGAGAGAAAAGGUCGAGGACACACUCCGGAUGGUGGAGCAGGUCAUGGAGCUCAAGGCAUGUGUCGCCGGUGUUAUCGGCAGCAUGGGAGCCCCGCAAGACUGGGAAGCUGCCGCUCAAUAUCUUGUUCGGGCCUCGAAAAUCCCCGAGGAUGUUGUCCUUGGAGACUUUGCCGCCGCGGUAGUACCGACCAUCGAAGCCCCUGACCCACCUUGGAACACCCUUGAGAUUGCAAGAGAGAGCCUCUGUGCGCUAUUCUUGAGGCAGUUUGUGUCCGCCGCAGAGGAUGAGAACGUCGAUCAGUUGACUCGCUUUUUCAAAUUGUUCCCGCUCAUUGGUAGAGCCGAGGUCGGCCUUGACGUGUAUGCACGAUACAUAUGUCGAGGUGUGGCGAACGCAGCAAGGGAAACGCUGAAACAGGCGGGCACGAGUUCCAGGGACGUCUUUUUCUACGCCAACUGCCUCACCAAGCUUUUCGAACAUAUUGCACAGAUCGUGAAUAGCCAUAGUGGUCUCGUGAGACAACAUUAUGGAGCGAGCCAAGUGGUCAAAGUGAUUGAGAAACUACAAGCUGAGGCUGAUAUCCAGGGAGGUAUUAUUCUCGACGCAUGGGCCGAUGACAGGUCUGUGGACAGGAUGAUAUCCGACAUCAGAAGCUACCCGUUCGUAUUUCUGGUCCAAAGUAUUCUCGCCUGGCGACAAGGUCAAGGAGUGAAGGUCGAAACUGAAGCCGACCAAACAAGUAUUGACAUGAGGAUGAUGGACGAACUUGUGAGUGAAAUGACGGCUAUGCUGCAGCAGUGGUCGCUAUACUCUCGGUUUAUCGCACGCCAGAGCCAAGACGCUGAUUUGCCAGACGAUGGUUCCUUAGCCAUCCCUGAGUUUUUGGCAUCUUGUAAUUUAUCCCGCAAGGUCUCUGAGAAGCUGAACGCGCCUUACGGUAUCAUGGCGACCUUCUUUGUUCGUCGAUCGGUCGAACAGGCAUUCCAGACAGAUCUUGCUCCGACUGGACUGUCAUUGACCAAACCAAUCAGCGGCCAACCACCAUUCAUCAUCCAAGCAAUUGACGAUGUUAUGUAUGUGGUAGAUCUCGUCUUGCAGAAAGUCAUAACUGCAUCGAACCACGCGGUGGCGGCCUCGGCCAUACCGGAUAUAGGACGUGUUCUCGAGUCCGACCUCAUCGGCAUCAUACACAGACGUAUGCGGGAUGAAUAUCAUCCCGGCUCGAAUUCUCAGGGAAAUUUGACACUGGAAGACAAGGUCGUCAAGUUCAUCGUGAUGAUCAACAGCCUAGACAUCUCAGUCGAGUACCUGGGCAGACUUCUGCGAGCCCGAGCCGGCUUAGAAAGCGUGGAGCAAGAUCGUGGGCGCGAAUCCCCAUCGCUCAAGGACAGUUUUCCGUUCAACCGAGAGGCUGAGAAUGUCGCGCUUGCCCUGGACCGUAUGAACAAGGCCUUUUCUUCCAAGGUAAUCCCACUCCUUGAUGAAGGAAUUCAGGUACUCUUGGAUGAGGUGGUUAGGCUGGGUCUGCGACCGGUACUGGCCACCACAUUUCGGGAUAUUCACUACGAUGAACUUUCCGGUGACGAAGGGAUCGACCAGUUUGAAGACGAUGGGACCAACGGACCACUGCCCCGGGCUCUCGAGCGUUUUGAGGAGGGUUGGAAUCGCUUGAUGAAACCAUUAUCAAGAAUCAUGACCCCGAGAACAUACCAAGCUCUACUAGCGUUAACGGCAAAGCUUGUCGCUCGAAUUCUAGAGAAACGGCUGUGGAGCCUCUCAGGCCGCGUAAGCGCAUUCGGCGCCGUCAAGAUGGAGAGAGACUUUACUGGCAUGAUGGAUGUUGUCUCCAAAGGCAAUUACAGCGCUCGAGAGGUGUUUACCAGAGUGCAGCAGAUAUGCAUGGCUGCGAAUAUGGAUGACGAUGAGUGGGCCGAAGUCAUGGACGAGGAAGCCUGUGAUAUUGACUGGGUACUGACGCGAGACGAAAUGAGGAAAGCUCGACAGAUUGUAGUCGUAUAG